Vairimorpha ceranae is the source of this 306-nucleotide messenger RNA. RefSeq names its product transcription initiation factor tfiid subunit taf12-like protein. Bases 1 to 306 code for a protein of 101 amino acids. The transcript has a single exon. Gene Ontology annotation, molecular function: protein heterodimerization activity. Lineage: Eukaryota; Fungi; Microsporidia; Nosematidae. The record is from RefSeq and is a predicted model, not a curated record.
AUGAACUUAGACAAACAUUUUCUAGAUGGAAAAAAAUUAUCAAAUUUAGUCAAUAAAAAAAUGGAUAAAGAAGUAAUUAAGAAUCUUCAGUUACUCAGUGAAAAGUUUAUACUAGAUAUUAUUAAUAGAUCUUCUAUGCUUUGUAGACAUAAAGGUAAAUCUGUUAUUGAUACCGCAGAAGUGUCUUUUGUAGUCGAAAAAGAUUUUGAUUACAGUUUUGGUGUUAGGGAGAUUACUAAUACAAAUCAAGUAUCUGCAUCUGAGCAUAUAGAGAAGAUGGCGGAGUUGAGUAGGCAGAAUAAGUAA